Camponotus floridanus (Florida carpenter ant) is the source of this 1521-nucleotide messenger RNA. It is a transcript of the gene bigmax, whose product is annotated as max-like protein X. Lineage: Eukaryota; Metazoa; Arthropoda; Insecta; Hymenoptera; Formicidae. Gene Ontology annotation, cellular component: nucleus. Gene Ontology annotation, molecular function: protein dimerization activity; DNA-binding transcription factor activity, RNA polymerase II-specific; RNA polymerase II cis-regulatory region sequence-specific DNA binding. Gene Ontology annotation, biological process: regulation of transcription by RNA polymerase II. The coding region runs from base 333 to 1073 and encodes 246 amino acids. The record is from RefSeq and is a predicted model, not a curated record. The transcript has 5 exons.
GAGAGUCAAGAAUAACGAGAGAGACAGAAUAGAGGGAGUUCUAUUGUAUCUCCGUCAAAGAUGGCGAAGGCCAAGCAAAAGUAUAUAAUUACGUGAAAAAUACGUUCAAAUUGUGUGUGGAGUCGUGAUUGGCUGGAAAACUCGGAUGGUGGUUCGACAUUUGCCUUGAUAUUUUUCUUCUUAAAUAUACGCGAAUAAAUCUAAUCCGAUGUCCGAAUAUUUUGAUUCAAUCUACCCGAGAUCGCAUUAUCAGAGCCGUAAUCGUUCUUCAAAGCGUGCGCGUUUCGAUUCCCCGUUCUUUCGGUGUAAAAUAAACCAUCUACAGACGCACAAUGGCGGAUUCAUUGCAUAAAGAUGGAUACGAAAACUCAGCUAGUUUGACUAUGCGUUCUAGCAGUGGUAAUAUUGGAUCGGAUAGUGACAUGAAACUGGAGCCAUCCAGCCCUACAGAAAAAUAUACAUUCUCCCGAUGUGGUAGCACAGGAUCAGUGAACACUCCGUCUUCAUCCGCUCAUAAUACAGAGGAUGAAGACAGCGAUAACAAAAAUUCCACCAUAAGCUACAAAGAACGCAGGAGGGAAGCUCAUACGCAAGCUGAGCAGAAGAGACGAGAUGCUAUCAAGAAGGGUUAUGACUCUCUUCAAGAUUUGGUUCCCACUUGUCAGCACACAGAUUCAUCAGGUUAUAAGAUUUCCAAGGCUACGGUGCUUCAAAAAUCCAUUGAUUACAUACAGUUUUUACUGCAACAGAAGAAGAAACAGGAAGAAGAACGUAAUGCAUUAAGAAAGGAAGUUGUUGCAUUACGCAUUAUGCAAGCUAAUUAUGAACAGAUUGUCAAAGCGCAUCAAACGCAACCGGGACACGCGGAGAUGCGUAUUUCGGACGAGAUGAAAUUUCAAGUGUUUCAGGCAAUAAUGGAUCGCCUUUUCCAAACGUUUAAUAACGUUUCUGUAGCUAACUUUGCGGAAUUAUCUGCAUGUGUGUUCAGUUGGUUGGAGGAGCAUUGUAAACCUCAGACUCUACGCGAAGUGGUACUUUCUGUACUGCAGCAACUCAACAGUCAGAUUAACUAGUCAAAUGUAUCUUCAAGAAAGAUACACAUUGCACAAUCUCUUCGAAGAAUUCAUUAGUUUCGUAUAUCUAUUGAGAAUAUAUGUCUAGAAAUUUCAAGAUUUUGAAAUCAAAUAUACACGUGUCUUUGUUUUUCUAUUUGAUUAGUGAUAGUGAAUGCUCGAUAAACAAUAUAAGCGAAAUUAAAACAUUCGAAUUAUUACUAAAUUUCUAAUACUAAAAUUUUAAUUAGUACUAAAAGUGAAUGAGAGAUAUUGGUUGUUUUUCCAUUACAUUCUCUGCAUCAAUGCAAUUUUUUGACUAGUUAAUAUAUAAAUCUGGAUUUUAUAUUCCAUACAUCUUGUUAAAAAGGCUUCAAAAUGUGAUCUCUUAAUUGCACCCAAUGAGCAUUUGAUCUUUUUAAACAGAUUUAUUACGUAAUAAAAUCAAUUAUUCGAGAAGUUUUUAAUU